AUGAGGGAGAAUGUGGCGGAGCAGGGCGCGGCGGCGGGCGCCGACCAGGCGCAGUUGCAGGAGGAAACGGCCAAGCGUAUCAAGCGGGACGCGCGCUUCGGCGGCGUCGCCGCAGCGGCGCCGGCGCCAGGGCAGCCGGCCGCUGGGAAGGAGGCCGAGGCGGAGGCUGCGGCCGGGGAGGAGGCGCCGUGA
This is a messenger RNA of Prorocentrum cordatum, 192 nucleotides long. The record is from the annotation of a GenBank genome assembly. Lineage: Eukaryota; Dinophyceae; Prorocentrales; Prorocentraceae.